UCUCUCUCGUGCUGUCGGUCUGUCCUGUCCUGUCGUUCUGGUCUCGUGGAUGUGUAGACGUUAGGACCGCGCAGACUCGAGUCAGAAGUGCGACCAGGCAGCUGGAUGCCUUUUGAAGUCUCGCUACUCGGCGCUCUACAACCGAAGUGAACGGAUAUCUUCCUUUUUUCUCUUGGGCUGUAACGGAUUUGGUCGGCUCCAGGCGGAGCGUUUGUUCCUUCUUCGGGGAUAAAAGUGUUUCGUGGUUUCGGGUUUGGGAAGCUGCCCAAAACCCUGACCUGACCAUGGCGCACUGCUAGUUAGUUUUUGGGGCUUUCCUUGUCGGACGAAAAAAAAAGUCUGCGACCCACUUUCCUCUCUCGGCAGAGGCGAACUCAUAGUUUUCAUUCUGCGAUUUUUUUUGAAAGGGGGGGUCUGCAUUUGUAUUCUUUGUUUUAAAAAAUAUAGCAUUGUCCCUUUCUCCAUCCGGAAAAGGACUGUACCCCGGCUUGGAUUAAACCCACUUUACCGUCCGAACACAAUGAAUUCGGACAUAAACAUGUACCUCGGUCGGGAGAAAACAAGUCUGAUGCGCAAAAGAGCGCUGCUGCUGAGGAAAGGCUGCAGUUUCGAAAUAACAAGCUCUGCGUCAGAAGACCUGGGCUGCAGAAGAGGGGAGUUCAGUCGGAAGCACUACGGAUCAGUAGAACUGCUGAUCUCCAGUGAUGCUGAUGGUGCCAUCCAAAGAGCAGGUCGAUUCCGGGUGGAGAAUGGAUCUUCUGAUGAGGCUACGGACUACACCCCAGGAACCUGGAGGAGAACCGACGUCCAUCUGGAGAACCCAGAGUACCACACCAGAUGGUUCUUCAAGUACUUCCUGGGAAAAGUUCAUCAGAACUAUGUGGGGAUGGAUGCGGAGAAGAACCCCUUCUUCCUGUCCGUGGUUCUGUCCGACCAGAACAACCAGAGGGUUCCUCAGUACCGCGCCAUUCUCUGGCGGAAGACGGGUACACUGAAGAUAAGCUUACCAUACAGCCCCACCAAAACACUAUCGGUCAAAUCCAUCUUAAGUGCCAUGAACCUGGAUCGCUUUGAGAAGGGGCCCAGAGAGAUCCUCAACCCAGACAUCCAGAAGGACCUACUAGUGCUGGAGGAACAGGAGGGCUCUGUGAAUUUCAAAUUCGGUGUUCUGUUUGCCAAAGACGGACAGCUGACAGAUGACGAGAUGUUCAGCAAUGAGACGGGUAGCGAGGGCUUUGAGAAGUUCUCCAAUCUCCUGGGAGACACCGUCUGUCUGCAGGGCUGGGCAGGCUACAGAGGAGGCCUGGACACCAAGAAUGACACUACUGGCAUGAGUUCUGUGUACACGGUGUACCAAGGCCACGAGCUCAUGUUCCACGUCUCCACCAUGCUGCCCUACUCCAAGGACAACAAACAACAGGUGGAGAGGAAGAGACACAUCGGGAAUGACAUCGUCACCAUAGUGUUCCAGGAGGGGGACGACGCCUCUCCGUCCUUCAAGCCCUCCAUGAUCAGAUCCCAUUUCACACAUAUAUUUGCCUUAGUCCGAUAUAAUAGCCAGAAUGACAGCUACAGGUUGAAGAUUUUCUCUGAGGAGAGCGUCCCGCUUUUUGGACCCCCUCUGCCCUCCCCCCCAGUGUUUACAGACCACCAGGAAUUCAGGGACUUUUUGUUAGUGAAAUUAAUAAACGGAGAGAAGGCGACUCUGGAGACGCCCACCUUUGCCCAGAAGCGGCAGCGUACUCUGGACAUGCUCAUACGCUCCCUCUACCAGGACCUCAUGCCGGACCUGCACAAGAACAUGCUGAACCGCCGCUCCUUCAGCGACGUGCUGCCGGAGUCGCCCAAGUCGGCCCGCAAGAAGGAGGAGGCACGCCAGGCCGAGUUCGUACGAGUGGGCCAGGCACUGAAGCUGAAGACCAUCGUGAGAGGGGACGCACCCACUAGCCUUGUUACCACAGGACUCUGCAGGAAAGAGCCAUGGGAGUCCCAGUCCUACUGCAGUAGCUUCCCCUAUGAGAUCGUGUGUGGAGACUCGUGGGGUCAGUCACUAAUGAUCGCCACUGACAACGCUGGGGUAAUGUUACUGGAAGCUCCAGAUCCGUUGUUCAACAAUAGCGAUUCACCAGUGCUGCCGCCGGUGCAGGUGUUUGAUAAGAGCAUGGCCGUCAAGCAGUUACACGUGCUGGAGCCCCAAGACCUGCUCAUCAUACGCGCAGACAAAGGCAAGGAUGCUCGCCUGUACGUGUUCAGACUGAGCGUGCUCCGACGGGGGCUGGAGGACCGGCAUCUGGUCAGGGGGAAGUGCGACAGUCGAGAGAACAAGCUGGAGAAAACCAAAGGCUGCCACCUGUACUCCAUCAACACGCAUCACGGCGGGGAGCUGCGCAUCAUCGCGGCCAUCCGCAACAAGCUGCUGCUGAUCACCAGGAAGCACUCGAGGCUGGGUCUGGACCCCCUCACCCUCUCCGCCUUCGCCCCCGCCGGGGCCCCCACCGGGCCCCCCCACGCGCCCGCAGACUCCCCCGUGGAGGAGUUCCAAUACAUCAGGGAGAUCUGCCUGUGUGACUCGCCGGUUGUCAUGGCGCUGGUUGACGGGCCGACGGGCGAGAAUGACAACAUGAUCUGUGUGGGCUAUAAGCACCAGUUCGACCUGAUCAACGAGAGCACGGGAGACGCAUACAGACUACACCACAUAGACUCCAACCGGGUGAACUUUGUGGCCGCCAUAGAUGUCUAUGAAGAUGGAGAGGCUGGUCUCCUGCUGUGUUACAACAAUAUCUGCUCCUAUAAGAAGGUGUGUCCGUUCAGUGGGGCCAUGCCCAUGAUCCAGCCCAGCGCUUCGGACUUCCAUUUCAGCUGGAACCAGAUGCCCAAUGCCAUAGUGUGUGCGUUCCCCUACAUCCUGGCCUUCACGGUGGACUCCAUCGAGAUCCGUCUGGUCGUCAACGGCAACCUGGUGUACACGGCCGUGGUACCCGAGCUGCAGCUCACCGCCUCCAGGUCGGAUAUCUACUUCGUGUCCUCGGCCCCGGUGAGUUCGGCCUCCAACUGCAGCUCUAGAGACACCAGCUCCCACAGCUCCCCCCAGACGCCCACCGGAUACGAGAUGCCCGUCUUCCCCUCACCCCUGGGAGAUGACUGUAUUCGGAUCCCUUAUGGAACCAAGCUGGCCCACUACAUGUCUAAGGACUCGGAAGGUGAAGGCCAGUCCAAACACAUCUACAAGAUCCCGCUCAGCAACCUGGUGGGGCGGAGCAUCGAGCGCCCUCUCAAGUCCCCAUUGGUCAACAAGCUGCUGACGGCGCCCGCCUGCAGCGUGAUCAACCCCGCCCCCGUCAUCCCCUCCACGCCCUCCCUCUCGCUGUCUCGCAUGGAGAUCAAGGAAAUAGCCAGCCGCACGCGCAAGGAGCUACUGGGGCUGACAGAAGAGUCCAGCAGUAAGGACAGCAGUUCAGUAAAGCAGAGGAAGAUGAGCAAGAAGACAACAACAGAGGACGAGCAGAAGAAAGGAGAGCGGGUGGUUUGCGAGCGUGCAGAGAACGCGGACGGCGAAUCAGAUGUCCAGCUCCACUGCACCGCCCUAUCAGAGCCGGAGCAGCAGGACGCCAGCCCGCCCCUGACCUCCCCCCUCACCGUGUCCACGUCGUUCGAGGACGACAUUCUUGACCUGAAAUGACAAUGACAAUCCCGCCGUAACGUGCACCUGUCUUUGGACGCCCGCCCACCCCUCCUCUGUUCAUAUCUUCUGUUUUUAUUUGUUUUGUUUUUUUAACUAUUAAUAUUUUGUGUCAAUUUG
Engraulis encrasicolus (European anchovy) is the source of this 3799-nucleotide messenger RNA. It is a transcript of the gene garnl3, whose product is annotated as GTPase activating Rap/RanGAP domain like 3. The record is from RefSeq and is a predicted model, not a curated record. Gene Ontology annotation, cellular component: cytoplasm. Gene Ontology annotation, molecular function: GTPase activator activity. The coding region runs from base 521 to 3679 and encodes 1052 amino acids. Lineage: Eukaryota; Metazoa; Chordata; Actinopteri; Clupeiformes; Engraulidae. The transcript has 31 exons. Gene Ontology annotation, biological process: regulation of small GTPase mediated signal transduction; activation of GTPase activity.